This is a messenger RNA of Amphiprion ocellaris (clown anemonefish), 6850 nucleotides long. RefSeq names its product zinc finger DHHC-type palmitoyltransferase 8b (gene zdhhc8b). Gene Ontology annotation, molecular function: palmitoyltransferase activity. The coding region runs from base 737 to 3031 and encodes 764 amino acids. Gene Ontology annotation, biological process: protein palmitoylation. The record is from RefSeq and is a predicted model, not a curated record. The transcript is spliced from 11 exons. NCBI's taxonomy places the organism in Eukaryota, Metazoa, Chordata, Actinopteri, Pomacentridae.
CGCUCAGAUCCACACAUAAUUGUCUGACUCCGCGUCUCUCCCUAGUGUUGUAUUUAUCCUGGAGGAGAUGGAUAGGAGGCGCAUUGGUACACAGACACUAUGCCGAAUGGUGGCAGCGGACUCUUUAAAAAAAAGCGGUUACGACUGAUUUACCCAUGUGUGUACGCUAGUGAACGAUCAAACCUAUAAUUAAAAUGACAGAUCCUAAAUGUACUUUAAUGGGGUUUUUCUUAAUCUGUAAAACUGUAGAUAAGGAGCUUCAGUGCAACCCAUCAGCUAAUGUCCUUAAACUUUAAGAGACAUUUUGAUUUUAAAUUAAUUUCACAUACAACGUGACUGCUGGAGUCGGUGAGCAUUUUAGAGGAGAGUGGAUUUUUACAACGGCGAAAUCUCCUGCGUAAAAACCACCAUACAGAGCGAUCUACCUACAUUCUGGCUGUGAAAAUGCUCACCUAAAGACGCUUUGAGGGUUUGCAGCGAGACUCCACCUUUUCAAGCGGUUCAGUGACCUCACCAGUGGGCUGGAUAGUAAGGGUGGGAUUUCCAGGCUCUUACAGAGCUCCAUGUAUUCCUGCCUGUCUGUCUCAGGAUCUAUGCGGCUUCAACGGUAGCAAACCCGGACUGCCUGUACCUCUCACAGCCAUAGAAAGGCGCACAUACUGAACACUGGACCUCCUUUUUUUUCUACAUGCGACUCCAAUCGGAAUAAAUAAUUGAGGAAUGUGGAAAUUACAGAAUGCCCAACAGCGCUGGAAAGAGAUUUAAACCCACCAAAUACAUCCCAGUGUCCACUGCUGCCACUCUCCUUGUGGGAUCGACCACUUUAUUUUUCGUUUUCACGUGCCCCUGGUUGACAAAGGUAAUCUCUCCCGCUGUGCCUCUCUACAAUGGCCUGGUCUUCCUCUUCGUUUUGGCCAACUUCAGCAUGGCAACCUUCAUGGACCCUGGUGUUUACCCCAGAGCGGACGAGGACGAGGACAAGGACGAUGAUUUCCGUGCGCCGCUCUACAAGAACGUGGAGAUCAAGGGCAUUCAGGUCCGGAUGAAGUGGUGUGCCACCUGUCACUUCUACAGGCCGCCUCGCUGCUCGCACUGCAGCGUCUGUGACAACUGUGUGGAGGACUUCGACCAUCACUGUCCCUGGGUGAACAACUGCAUUGGACGGAGGAACUACCGCUACUUCUUCCUCUUCCUGCUGUCACUCAGCGUUCACAUGGUGGGAGUUUUCUCCUUUGGCCUCAUCUUUGUCCUUCACCACAGAGAGAGGCUGGGAGCACUGCACACUACCAUCACUCUGGUGGUGAUGUGUAUAGCAGGGCUUUUCUUUAUUCCAGUCAUGGGACUAACAGGUUUUCACAUGGUGCUUGUGGCUCGAGGUCGUACAACCAAUGAACAGGUGACGGGCAAGUUUCGUGGAGGGGUAAAUCCUUUCACCAAGGGUUGCUGUGGCAACGUGGAGUAUGUCUUAUGUAGUCCCCUGGCACCCAGGUACAUGCUGGACCCCAGGAAAAAGCCGCACGUCAAGAUUCAGCCCCCGUUCAUCAGACCAGACCUCUCAGACAGACAAAUCACCAUCAAGGUCAGCGACAACGGUAUCCAUGGCACCAUCAUCAGCUCCAAGUCUAAAAGCAGCCUCGAUGAUCUGGACGAUAAAGAAACCCAGCCCCCGCUGCCACCCAAAGCUGACAGGUACAACCAGCUGAAAAGCCAGAUGACCUCCAGCGAAGAGAGUUCUCUCUCUGGUAAGACCCAUCCAUCCACUCCAGCCAUGUAUAAAUACAGACCGUCCUUUGGCACCAUGCCAAAAGUCCACUACCACACUGCUGGAGAAAAGAUUGUAAUGCCAGAUGACCGUAAGACUUCGGCCAUCUUGGAAGAAGGUGUGCGUGGUCACGACUACCGAUCCGAGCCAAACCUGGACCUGCCUGAUUACGCUAAUGCUCCCCUCCACCGUACUUUCCAGUCCUCUCCUCUCCAGCUUGACUCCGACCCCAUCAACUCCCGCUCUCUCAGCCUGAAGCAGGGUCACCGUCGGCCAGAGAAGGGUCAACUCUCCGCCCUGCAGCCCCAGACAGUCACUUCCACCCCCUACAAGAGCGUCUUCUCUCCGAACACUCUCUCCAACCGUAAUGGUAGUCUGUCAUAUGACAGCCUGCUCAACCCCAGCAUCUCCCCAGCCACUGCCAACGAGUGUAUGGCCCACCGCGGUAUGCCCUCCAUGGGGUUCCACUCGCCCUACCUGCCCACCAAAAUGUGCCACAUCCGGGAACCUGAAAUACAGAGACAACAGGUUGCUCCCACCUACAGCCCAGUGAUGCCGCCCAGGGGUGUGGGCAGACAGUCCCCUCACCCAAGGGACAGGGACCCAUCACCUGUGCGCUAUGACAACCUCUCUCAAACCAUCAUGGCCUCCAUCCAGGAACGAAAGGAGAUGGAGGAGAGGGAGAAACGGCAGAUGCUGCAUGGGCGCUCCCAGACCCAUAUCUAUGCCCAGGACUCUGGCGUGUUUGAUGGGGGCUAUGGCCUCCCCCACAAUGUUUGCUACCCAGAUGGGCCUCGCGGCCCUGGUUCCAGAGGCCCAACACCCCCAGCCUAUGGAGGCUCCAGGGACAACCUGAUGGGGGUCGGGCUGGUGAGCUACGGUCAAAGAACCCCUGUGUUGCGCCAUGCCGGCUCCACACUGGGCCGCGCCACAAGGACUUCAUCCACCUCCUUGCACACAGACCACAGUAGCAGCAACAGCAGCCAUAGCAGAGCAGGCCCCGAGGGCCCCUAUCGCUCCCCAGCUCACCAGCCUCACUCCCCUGCUAUGCCCCGAUCCCCAUCCUAUUCCCACCAGAAACUCUCCUACAUCAAUGCCCAUGAGAGGACAGACUCACCUCGUCUGGGGGGCCCAAGAGAGGCCAUGAAAGUUAAUGGGCAGAUGGACUGCCACCCGAGUGCCCAGGGUGCCACCCUCAGCCCCAGUCGCCACAGUAACGUCAAAAAGGUGACGGGUGUAGGAGGCACCACAUAUGAGAUAUCAGUGUGAGCAGGGACACCACAUCCACCUCCAACGACAACAGCCAGCCCUGCUACAAAGAGAUUCUCUACUCUGUUAUUUUUGAUAAGAUAAUGGCCAGUCAGGGGCACAUAGUACUUGCUGCUUUGGAUUUAGUGUCCAAUCAGUGGAUCUGUCUGCUCUUGUGUGGGUCUGUCUAGCCAAAUGCCCAUGUGUGUUUGUACUGGAGGGGUAGGUUGUCAGUAGAUACCGCCGCAGACUGUACUGUACGUGUGUUUUGUCCAACGAGAUCGUCAGUGUUAUUAGUGUUGUCUCUCAGCUGUGGUCAUGAAGCGUUUAUGGUUCCAAAUGUCACACACAAACUUUGCUCCAGCAAAAGCUGAGGGCUGAACAAAAACACUGCAGAUGGAUUAAACACUGAUGUCCUCAAUAUGGACUUCUGCAAGAAGACUCUCUUCUGAGUCAGUUGACCUCAAGAAGUCAAGGUGCUCACAUUAACUUGUACUGUUCAUGCCAUCUACGGCAUAAGUGGUGGAGGUUUACAACUCUGAUAUGUGAUGUACAAGUGCAGAAAACACAACACAAAUGAGAAGAGAAACUGGGGAUAUUGGGAGGAAAGUCAUCUCAACAUAUCUGGUGGUUGCAUUCAUAAUUCACUGAGAGCGACUUGUUUUUAAAGGUCCCAUAUUGUGCCCUUUUUUAAAAAAAAAAAAAAGAAAAAAAAAGCAGAUUAAUGAAAGUCUCAUAUCUACACAAUGUGUCUUUUAGUUUUCAGGGAAAAAACAAUCCCAACAUGGUUCAUUUCACCCUGACCAUAUAACCUGCUUUCAGCCCUGAUCUAAAUGGGCUGUUUCAGUGUCUGUACCAUUAAAUACAGCUGAGCUGCUGCUGCUGUCCACAACUCCUUCAGGAAGAAGACUCUCUCUGCAUCUGCUUUGUUCAGUGUUUCACAGAGCAGACAAACCAGCGGAGUUGAUGUAUGGUGGCUGACAUACAGGUAUCAUUUUACAAGUAAAUAUAGGUAAAUUCUCAGCACAGUUGUUCUGAACUCACAUGUAUAGUGAGUUUGUCAGACUAGGCUCCGGUUAUAAAAUUAGUAUUUUAGCAGUGCAAAGCAGCAGCAUGGAAAUGUCUCUGAAGUGAGUGCUGGUGUGUCUUGAUGGGCUACGUUUCAGUCACUAUUUCAUAUACUCGCUCAAUUGUCUGACAACAGAAAAACGCAUACAUGUGAACAACUUCAUUGGAAAUCUGGCUGCAUUAGAAUGCAGCAUAUGUUAGUACAGGGAGUUUGACAGAAACGGAUGUAAACACAGGCUGAGUUUAGGUUGCACUGAAGCACAAAAGGCGACAUGAAAACACAGUAACCCACCCAGACCUUGUUUAUUGAUUUUACAUCAAUAUUAAAGUUUCCACUAUCUCUGAAUGCCCCUCACAGAGUGUCCUCCACAGACCUCAGACCUGUGUGUAUACCAUCAAAGGUGAUGGUAGCACAACAUACUUUAGCUGCACAAUGUGCUAACACUAAGGAUUGUCCUAUUGUUGUGGGGUUAUUUCUUUCAAAAAUAAAAGUAACCGACUGUGUCUCAGUUCUCAGAUGCUGGGAGUGCAUGAAGAUUGUUGCGUUGACCCAGUUUCUACAUAGAAAAUGGCAAAAACUCUUACUGACUUAUAAAGCUGGGAGGCCAUCUAGUUGAGGUGGGCCUAGUGGAAUGGCUGUGGUAAGCAUCGUCAUAUUCUCACAGUUUUUAAGUUUAUAAAACAGGCCAAACACCAUAAAAAUGCAUUUUCACUAUAUGGAACCUUUAAUGAAAAGAAAAACAAAUUUACUUAAUCUGCGUUCGAAAAGAUUCUCAGGAAUUAAUGCAACCAGCAGAGAUGCUAACUGACAUGAAUUCAUACAAUAUGAACGUCUUUCUUUUGUGUCAGUCAAGUACAGAUGAUUUUUAGGGCUUGAAAAUAGCUUGGCCCCCUUUACUCCUGUCAUGGAAGUGCAGUAUGUGACCGUAGGCUUCAGUUUGUUUUCUGAGCUGGGCAAUUUCAUCAUGACACAAGCGCUGGGCUGAUAUAUUUGCGUUCUGAAAGACCAGAAUACCUCAUCCCAACGUUUCUUACCGAAUCCAGAACGAGCCUGGCCAUGCACUACCAAAACAAAUUUUCUGUUAAAGGUUUGUCUAACAAAAAAAGAAGAAAAUUAUGUAGUAUGUAAGUUUGUGCUAUAAUCACGAGUGGAAGGGUGUAAAGAAUCCAGUCAUUGUCUCAUGUAGUUUAAAAAAAAGACAAGUGGUCAGCCAUUUCAUUUUUUUCAUCCAUGUUUCCUUUUUAUAUACCCAACCUUUCAAAAGCUAUGUUUGAUACAUCUUUUUUAUACAGAUACUUAAGCCUGGAAUGGGUGUUUUAUUUUGAGUGGAGUUUCUUUUUCCCCUUUUAUUCAUAAAUUAUGAAUUCAGUAAAUAAAUGAAAUAUUGACUAAUGAGUAAAUCUAGAAUUAAAUAUAGCUUCUUCUACCUUGCAGUGUAAAAAAUGUAUGAUGAAUAGUAAUUAAUAGAUAUGUGAUGCAGAGGAAAUGAAAUAUUAAAGUCACAAUCCUUGACUAGUGAGCAGUCAAUGCUAAACUGCCAACAUGUGCUGUACACAAUUCAAGAAUCAGGCUUUACAUUAAAGCUGCCUUGAGAUUUCAGUGCCGAAAGCGGCCACACACCCCCUUAGAUUCUCAAAGACAGCAAAAGUGACAUCAUGGAGAGAGAAAAUGCCAAAUCGGUUUGCAUUAGCUGUCUGGUACAGCUCUGGCAUUACCCACCACUUGAGAGGUAAAUGGAACUUUUUUUCUCUUGACGUUUAACCAUAAAAAUAACUGACAAUGUUGAAACGGACAAUGACAAAAUGCCAGAAAUUACAUGGAUGUAAAAUGUUACAUUUGCAUUAAGAAUAAACCAUUGUUGCCUUUUGGGGAAAAAAGAAGCUGUUUCAUACACGCUGAACUAUGGCUGAAACACUAUUGUACACUACAGUGAAACACCAUAAGUGUUUUGUAUUGAGCAGCAAGUGACACUUCUCAGACUGAGUACUUACAAAGUUGUGACAGAAAGGCAGAUGUACAAAGUGAUAUAUGGUCUUGUUUGUUAUGAAUUAACAUUACUUUUUACUUUGUUUUUAGUUUAUUUUUUCUGAUACACACGUAGUUCAUUUUCUCCAAAGGUCACAGCAUAAAGGCCAAUAGCUGUGGUAGAGUUGCUUUCUGCCAAAAAUGGGAUAUUGUUGAGACUCGCUGUAGUUACUACCUUCUAGCGAGCAGGUCUCCCUUUUAAGGUCUCACCCAGCUGCCUUACCUUCAAGACAGUAAAGUAACACAAGACAGUCUGUUGAAGUCAUGUAUUUCGGAAAUGUUGAACAUAGUUUCAGUAGUACGGCUGUGGUAUACAGGGCUAGCUUUUUGUCAAAUCUAAUGAGUAGGAAUGUCAGCGGAAUAGCAAACUGGAGCAUCUUGAAAUACCAGACCAGACCGUUAGCUGCUGAGUUUCCUGAAAAUCCCCGUCUGUCAUGACUCUCAGACCAGUCUGACCACAUAUCAGAAUGCUAUCGAUGUCAUUCCUCUUUAAGAUGACUGCCAUUACUCCAAUGUUCUUUUUCUGGGAUGGACAUCACUGCAGGUCAGGGGCCAUUCCUGACAGUCAGCAAUGACUCUGUUCUUUCAGCCACGAGCUGAUGUUUUCUGAAACUCGUAUAGAAAGUUCAAUAUGUAUUAAAAUAUAGAAUAUACUAUAACUGUACAUGCGUUCCUAUUUUUGUGAAGAGGAAAUAUUUCCCAAUGACCUGAGCAGAGUAAAUAAAGUUUCCAAAUCUUUGAGUGAA